Molecule: messenger RNA, 2763 nt
Organism: Topomyia yanbarensis
Lineage: Eukaryota; Metazoa; Arthropoda; Insecta; Diptera; Culicidae
Gene: Zasp66
Product: PDZ and LIM domain protein 3
Exons: 9
Coding region: 519-1820 (433 amino acids)
Biological process (GO): muscle structure development; actin cytoskeleton organization
Cellular component (GO): filamentous actin; adherens junction; stress fiber
Molecular function (GO): muscle alpha-actinin binding; actin binding
Source: RefSeq, a predicted model, not a curated record
UUAUUUUUCCCUCGGACCCGAAUGCUAAAAAGCGGUGAGUGCAAAGCAAAGCAGCCCCCAGUUCUGCGCUUGUGGUGUCGUGUCGAAAGAUUAAAGAGCAUAUAGUGCUCUCAAACGGUGGUUUUUUCUUCGGCCGGUCGGACUGGUUUCGUAGGACAAGCAACAGAAAAAAACGAACAAAAAAAAUCGCGAAUUUUCACUAUCGAUAUCAAAAUUUGAUUGAUUAGCUUAGAAACGAAAAAAAAAACAAAUAAAAGUUUAUCUGGAGUUCAUAAGCGGAAGAUAAAAUCCAAAAGGUGGUGAAAAAAAGGAUCGCCGUGUGAUAUAAGAGUGAUGCUGGUAGCUAGAAAAAUCGAGAAAACGCUGUGAUAUUUUAGGUUGUUGUAGUUCUUUUUCCCCCCGAAACGAUUUCGCGUGUCCGCGGGUGCGAAUUCCGAUUUUUCGGUUGAUUAAUUUUGUUGGUUGUGAGCAGAGUGACCGUUUUGAAAAAUCAAAGUGCUAGCAAGUGAAUUUUGACAAUGAGCCCGAAGCCGCACGAUUUUCUUGUUACAUUGCGCCGGAAAUCACCGCAAAUUCCAUGGGGCAUUCGGUUGGUCGGAGGAACCGAUCUGAACGCACCCCUGAUCAUUACACGGGUUCAAGUCAACAGUCCGGCACAGAAGGAACUGCUACGUGGCGAUAUCAUUACCAAAAUCGACCAGUACGAUGCUCGUGAUCUAAUGCAUAGCGAUGCACAGAACCUCUUCCGUAACGCUGGCGGAGAGAUUAAAGUGACCAUUCGGCGUGAUGACCAGGUCGCCCUACACCAAAGUGCCCACCAACCGAAUGGAGUCGGUGCGUCACCAUACAGCCCAGCUCUUAGCCCCAUUCCGCCAGCUCAAUCCGCUCAACCAUUUAAGCCAUACAACGAAUCCGCUCAACACGACCAACUACAUCAGCAAAAACCACAGCAACAUCAGAACUUCCCGCCGCCAGAGCCGUCUCAGCUGCUACCAAGGGUUAAUUCGCCUCUUCCACACGGACCACAUGCCUACGCAACAGCCUUGGAGCAUCCGAUGGAAACUUUGCCCCAUACGAUUUUUCCCAAUUUGGAUGCUACCGGAGCUUAUCAGCUACCAAGGUCCCCAUAUCCACAGGCGGCUUCCAACUACGAGGACUCCAAUGAAUCGAUAACUAAUCAGCCAUACCGCACGACACCGCUAGUCCUACCCGGUGCCAAGGUACCGAAAAAGGAUGUUCUACCAACAGAAUCCUACCUCAGACAUCACCCAAAUCCAGCAAUGCGUGCACCACCACUACAUGACUUCACUGACACACUGAUGAAACAGAAGGUUGCCGAAACAAUGAUUCAGCGAGUUAUAGGAGAAGAGCCUCCCAGCGGUCCAAAGAUUGUGCACAAGCAAUUCAACUCACCGAUCGGACUGUACUCGGAUAACAACAUUGAGAACACCCUCAGACAUAGUGCCCAACAGCAGAACCAGGCCGUACCAUCGAAUGGAUAUACAAACCGCCAUCUGCCCACCAAAAUCGAAGGCUACAAGAAAACCGUCGUCUUCGAUCCGAGCAAGAGCGAAACAUACCGCGCCCUGCAGGAGGGAGUUGGUGAGGGACAACUGCAGGAGGUUAACACGCCAAUCCAACAGCGAACCUUCCAGCCGAACCGUUUAGUACCGGGAAAGAAACCAAACGCCAAUCAUCCAGCUCCCCAGCCAGAGUUCAUUCAGCAUGUCAACUCGAUGGGCGAAUCGUACGAGAAGAUCCACCAGAGUGGAUCUUUCAGACGUCUUAUGCAUCACGUACUGUCGGAGGCUGAGUACUGAGGAAAUGUGUUGCCCUAUAUUACUAGCUUUCUAGGUUAAGUGAGAGAGGCACAGUUUAUUCACAUUGUUGAGCAAGAAAAGCGCUUUUAUCGACCAAAACAAACAGCUGACACCAUAGGUACUACACAACUAUUACCAAACAUCUUAUGUUUUAGUAGAAUAUACGAAUUUUACGCAGUCUAUAGAACUGUUUUGAGAUUGGAGAUAUCAACUCAAUUGUUGGAUUUAUUGUAAACAACACGUUGUUGAAAAACUCAUACAGACGUCGGAUACGUUAAUCACAUUCAGCGAUUGCUGGUGAAUUUAGUAGUUUAUUAAUUAUUCGAGCAAAUACAAGCAAACUGGUUAGUUUUUGAAUCAUUAAUUUUUGUCAUGUAACAUAACUAAACUAAACAUAUUUAUAAAUGUUGACAAUGUAUUUUAUUUUCUGUUAAGUUUACAAUUUUUAAAACGGUUUCCGGAUUUCUUCUGUAAAUUGCUUACACGACUGGAACAAUUAGUUCAUCCAAUCGUUGGGCAAGUUGUAGCAGACAAUCUCAAGGGAAACGCAAUCGAGUGAAUGUUCUAGUCAAAACAUCGUUACACUUUAAGUCAAAGAUAAAAAUCACACGCCUCGCACCACAGAGAGAUGGCUUUGGAGAAUGAAGCAGUGAUUUUUAUUGUGUUUGAUAAAAACAAAAGUUAGCGAAAUCAAUACCUAUACAUAUAGUUAUAACGGCAAUUCAAUUUCAUCAGCCUCUGUUCUUGUAUCACUUAACUUAACUUAUUCGAACCAUUACUUUACACUUUUAUUAGGUAAACGAGUGCCCAGAGGUUAUAGACUUGGUACACAAGCUGAGGAGAAGAAAACGUGGCAUUAACUUUAGUAUCGGGGUAACCGCUAGUAGGAAUGCUUUUCAGAGAGCCAGAGUAAACGAAUAAAGCAGAUGAACAAAAGUCAAAA